AAAUCUCCUUGAAAAAUAAAAGAAAACCUUUCUUUUCAAUGAAAUUCCCUGUUUAUCACAACAGGCAGAUUUAUGACCAGGUAUAUAUUGCUCUAGGACUCCUGAGGGAUCAGCCAAGUGUUCCUCCAGGGAGAAGAAGAAAGGAACUCUUGGGCUGCCUGUUCUGAGACACUGCUUCAAGCUCUUUAACACUUUCUGUAAAGGAGAGCAAGGACAGAAGGAAUAAUUUGGGAAAGAAUUUCAAGCCAAGCCACCUGGAAGAUUAACAUCAAACUGUUGAAUAAGAAGGAGGGGUGAGUUUAUUAAGCACCAAAACUCCGCCCAUGACCUUGCAAGAGGUCUUUGGACAAACACAGGUGACUGUACUGGAAAAUUCACUCUAGGUCCUGUUUGGGAAAUCCAACAACUCUGUCUACUUGGAAAUCAUAUAAAAGCAGCCAAUCUGAGACUGCAGCAGAGGCAUUUGGGAGUCCUGUGCCACUUUGGGGCUGCGAGCAGAGUCCUGUGCUGUUCUUUUCCAAGGAGAGCAAGAGCCCUUCACUGAAAUCCUCCCACGAUGCUGGGGCUGCUGCUGCUGCAGGUGUUGGUGAGCUGCCUCUGGCUGGGACACAGCGAGGUGGUGACAUCCUUUGAAACUUCAUGUCCUCAGUUUUUUUUCCGGGAGAUCCCCCCAAAUGAAGCUCUGGAGCCGCAGAAACCAGCCUGGAUCUGCCAGCGCUACAAGAACCAGUAUUACUUUGCCACCCUGUAUGACAGGAAGAUGCGUAUUCCUGUCUACUCUGCUUACAUCUACCAGCCUGGACCUGGCAAAAGACCUAAAACAUGGCUGGUCGAGCCCCAGCUGCUUGGCCCAAUUUAUCCCAAAACUAUGGAAAAAGAGUGGACACUUUUAAAUCAUUACAAUGUCAGCUUAGAGAAACUCAGCCAGAGCCAGGCUAUCCUUCAUGACUACAAGAACCUGACGGGUUUGAACCGGGGCCAUUUGAACCCUAAUGGCCACCAUGAUGACUACAGCAGCAGAAUUGCUACCUUCACCCUCACCAACAUAGUGCCCCAGGAUGAGAAGCUCAACGGCGGCGCCUGGAACAACUACGAGCAGCAAACGAUGAUGAGGAGGACGCAGGGCUGUAGAACCACCUAUGUCAUCGUGGGUGCUGUGCCUGGGAACAACUACAUUGCUAAGGGAAGGGUUAAUAAACCCAGCCACCUCUGGUCAGCUGCCUGCUGCAUGGUGGACAACAACUAUGUAAAGGCUUGGGCAGUCAUUGCUGAGAAUGACAGGAACGAGGUCCAGCUCCUCACCCUGGGGGAGCUGGAGGACACAUUAACUGAGCUCUAUGGGAGGGGACAGGUUUCCCUGUUUGACAGUGACUGUCCCCGGGAAUAAACCUCAUAUCCUGGGUGGAACAGGCUCAGGAGCUUUUGCCAUAUGUCAUAGCAUAACAGAAUGGGUUGGAAGGAAUUUCAAAGACCAUCCAUGUAGUCUCAGCUCACGUGCCAUGGGCAGGGACAUUUUCCACUAUCCUCAGUGGCUCCAAGCCCUGUCCAACCUGGCUUU
Messenger RNA from Sturnus vulgaris (Common starling), 1558 nucleotides. Its product is annotated as endonuclease domain-containing 1 protein-like. Gene Ontology annotation, molecular function: hydrolase activity; nucleic acid binding; metal ion binding. NCBI's taxonomy places the organism in Eukaryota, Metazoa, Chordata, Aves, Passeriformes, Sturnidae. The record is from RefSeq and is a predicted model, not a curated record.